UGCGUCACGUGCGGCUGCAGGGCGGAAGGUGUUUGACCCGUGAGGUCUGGCAUGUCCCUCAUCCGCCGCUGCUCGACUCAGCCGACCCUCCGCGGGGAAAACCAUCGCAGGGGCGCUAUGUCGGCCUCGCCGGUGGCGUACGCUUCGUCUCUCCUCCGCGGCCCCCUCGCUUCCCCUUCCCCCUCUUCUCUCCUCCUCGACCGGAAGAGCGCCGUCUCGCUCCUUCCCCUUCCUCUGCGCCGCCUCCGCCGCUGCGGCGCGCAGCUCCUCGCCGACCUCGCCCCAGCCGCCUCCGCCGCCUACGGCACCCUCCUCCUCGGCGGCGGCCUCUUCGCUUAUUUGAGAUCGGGGAGCAAAGGAUCCAUUCUCGGAGGACUCUCCGGAUCUGCUCUUAUGGCUGUGGCCUAUUACCUGAUGCAAUCGCCUGAGACGAAGGAAGUAGGUGAUGCAAUUGGGUUCGGAUCCGCAUUACUCUUUGCUUCUGUAUUUGGUAUACGGUUGGCUAACACUCGAAAAUUUGUGCCAUCCGGACUUCUGCUGGGCCUUUCUCUCGGUGUUUUGGCAGUCUUUUAUUCUGCUUAUGUGAGUGAUAAAAUUUGAUUUCUGUAUAUUUGGCAACUUUUUGAGAUCUCUCUUUUGUAAGCGCAUAAAUGCUAGAUAUGACUCUGUAAUCUGAGAUGUGCAAUAUGUAGACAGUUUUUUUUGCACAUUGUCUUUCUAUGUACUUUGUUUUUAGGGUUCUUCC
Molecule: messenger RNA, 745 nt
Organism: Ananas comosus (pineapple)
Lineage: Eukaryota; Viridiplantae; Streptophyta; Magnoliopsida; Poales; Bromeliaceae
Product: protein FATTY ACID EXPORT 4, chloroplastic
Exons: 4
Coding region: 52-600 (182 amino acids)
Cellular component (GO): membrane
Source: RefSeq, a predicted model, not a curated record